CAUCAGCAUCAGCAGCAUCAGCAGCUCUAUCACCAGCAUCAGCAGCUCUAUCAUCCGCAUCAGCAUCAGCAGCUCUAUCAUCAGCAUCAGCAGCUCUAUCAUCAGCAUCAGCAGCUCUAUCACCAGCAUCAGCAGCUCUAUCAUCAGCAUCAGCAGCUCUAUCAUCAGCAUCAGCAGCUCUAUCACCAGCAUCAGCAGCUCUAUCAUCCGCAUCAGCAUCAGCAGCUCUAUCAUCAGCAUCAGCAGCUCUAUCAUCAGCAUCAGCAGCUCUAUCACCACUCUAUCAUCAAAAAGAUUACGUGUCCGGCAGCAAGUAAGGGUGACUUGCACACACUGUGGCAUUAAAAUAAAUAGAAGAAACUUGCUGGUUCAUAUGAACCGAAGACACAGGCAAAGGGUAGAAGAUAUUACAGCAAAGCGGCACCUAUCAUGCCAAUGCAUUGAUCCCAAAAAUGGCAUCUUUGCUGUUGAUAAGUCGUUUUUUAAACCAUGCUCUCCUAUACACGUUAAAAAAAAAACAUGGGGUGCAAGCCAGAAAAUAACCUGCGAAUUGGACGAAUGCAAUGCAAAUGCUGAAUUUGCAGUGAGGAGUGGAAUUCUACCUUAUGAGUGCAAUCAUCUCAAGUCAUUGCUCUUCUGUCCCCGCUCAGAAACUGCACCCAUCAUUUUAGAUGAGGAGACAUUGACAGAUAUGGUUUCUUGUAGGUUUUUUGGGGAUGCAAGGAAGCAGAGUUGCUUAAACCAGCAAAAGGCAUCUACUGAUGCAGGUGUUCCACUUUCUGUUGAGGUGACUGUUGGAGGGCCUCCAUCCAAAAAGUUAAUUUCAAUAUAUGAGCCAAAAGUGUCAUACUACAGCAGACUGGGCAGGGUAAUAGCUGCAUAUGAUUCAAAAAAGAAGUCUUGGCACUGUCCAUGUGCCAAACCAAGACAGUCAUGUCUUCAUAAAUCAAUUGCAAAAUGGCAUCUUUUUAGUACUGACCGACAUCUGUUCAUGACUGCCGAGAGUGAUAUAAGGCCAGAUGCAGUUGUGAAUAAUCAAGAGACUGAUUCUGUAUGCGAAGCAACGCCAGGUGGAGAUGGGGGACAAGCAUAUCCUCCUGAUGAUGCAGGCCUUCAAAGGAUGGUUCACUAUUUAAUGCAAAAAAAAGGUCUUCCUGCCCAACUACCCCAACAUUUGGUCACUGGUUCCAAAUCUUUGCAAGAUCUUCCAAGUCAGUUGAUACCAAAAGAAACAUCAUGCGUGGAGUGUGCCGGGCAACUUACUGAGCCAAUGCUCAUAACAGCACAUGCCAAACUUGUCACAUAUACUGGUGUUGUAGAAGGCUUUUCUACAUACUGCAGGGCAUGUCCUGACUGUGGGCUGAUGUACAGAUAUCAAGAAUGGAGUGAUGGAAUUCACAAUUUCAAUGACCAUAUGCUCAUUACCCUUCAUUUGUGUAUUGUACUACGUACAUCAAUUCAGACUCACCAUUCUGUAAGCCGAGCAAUUGAAGUGCUUGAGCAAACAGAAAAUAAGACCUUCCCUAAAAAAGCCACAAUACUCCACGCCUACAUGCACUUUGAAGCCAUGACCUCACACAACUAUUUAUUUUCUUGUUACAAAUGUGGAUACUAUCCACCAGUGGUGGUCAUGGACCUUCACAGAAAGGGUGUAUUCAAUAUGCCUGUAAGUGAAAUGGAGGCUCCACCAGCACACUUUGAUGGCACUGUCGAUACCAAACAAUUUUGGGACUCUGUGAUGUCUGAAAUCAUUUGCAGUGGAUUACUUGCUUGUGGCCGAAAGAACCCGUUUGUGGUUGCUCCAAGUUAUACCAACUGGGCUCCUUGGAUUGGACCAAAAACUAGAAGGGAUGACACCGUUUUUAACACAGAACAUGAAAAGUUUCAUGCACCAAGACAGGCUACUGAAAUGGCAGAUCACCAAAUGACAGAGGAGAGGCUUCAAGAUGCACUAAUUAAUCUCAAGGUGGACAUGGUUCGAAAUCUGUGCAAACAAUGUGGCCUGGACUCAAAAGGCUCAAAAAUGGACCUCAUCCUAAGACUGCGGGAUGAAAUGAAGAACAGGUCAUCUUACGACAAGAUCUUUGAGAAGGUCUGGGGAGCUUCAGGUGGUUGGGCAGUUGUUAUGUGCCCCUGUGCAGUGGUAUACUCAAUCAAAUUUAAUUUAAGAGCAGAGAGUCCCAGAGACUAUGCUGACAUUUUGCUUAGCUGGAAGCACUUCCCAAACAUUGCCAUAUAUGACUUUGCAAGGGGACUGGCAACACACACCAACUUGAGGGAGCCUGAAAUUAGGAGCUGCAAAUAG
Messenger RNA from Rhinichthys klamathensis goyatoka, 2305 nucleotides. RefSeq lists its product as uncharacterized. The record is from RefSeq and is a predicted model, not a curated record. The transcript is spliced from 9 exons. The annotation marks the transcript as partial. NCBI's taxonomy places the organism in Eukaryota, Metazoa, Chordata, Actinopteri, Cypriniformes, Leuciscidae.